Schistosoma bovis is the source of this 318-nucleotide messenger RNA. The record is from the annotation of a GenBank genome assembly. NCBI's taxonomy places the organism in Eukaryota, Metazoa, Platyhelminthes, Trematoda, Strigeidida, Schistosomatidae.
AUGACCACUACCACUACUACUACUACUACUACUACUACUACUACUACUACUACUACUACUACUACUACUACUACUACUACUACUACUACUACUACUACUACUACUACUACUACUACUACUACUACUACUACUACUACUACUACUACUACUACUACUACUACUACUACUACUACUAUUACCACUACUACUACUACUACUACUACUACUACUACUACUACUACUACUACUACUACUACUACUACUACUACUACUACUACUACUACUACUACUACUACUACUACUACUACUCACGAUCCAUCCUUGCAUAUAAUGUAUUGA